AUGAAAACCAAGAUUUCAAGUUUUUUGAAAAUGACAAGAAUUAUGCGACCAUAUUAUGUACGUACAGCCACCACAUCAUCUACUGGAGCAUUAUUGCCUGAACCACAAAAAAUUCCAUUUGGGCUAGUGGGUAUAAUUUUUACAGUUGUGCCAGGGUUACUAAUUGGAGCCACCAUUAGUAAAUACAUGGCUAAUUUUCUAGAGGAAAAUGAAUUGUUCGUUCCAUCAGAUGACGACGACGACGACGAUUAA
Macrosiphum euphorbiae (potato aphid) is the source of this 252-nucleotide messenger RNA. The record is from the annotation of a GenBank genome assembly. Lineage: Eukaryota; Metazoa; Arthropoda; Insecta; Hemiptera; Aphididae.